AUGGAAAGUGAGAAAGCUCUCAGGAAUAGAAAGCCAGAGACAACUUCAACAACUUCUGCCAAUGGCAAGUCAAGUGCAGUUGAGCAUUCUCAUGAAUCUCACAGUCAUGGUUGGCUAGGCGGUCACUCGCAUUCGCACAGUCAUGGUGCAGAAGGCAGUGCGGAAGAAGCAGACAAGUUGUUGAAAGCCCUCAAAGGGAAAGGAGAUCGUGGAAGCAAUAUCACCGUUGUUGGCUUGAUUGCCAAUUUGGUUCUUUGUGGUGCAAAAGGCUUAGCUGGUGUUUGGCUUCAUAGUGCUUCCUUGCUUGCUGAUGCAGCACAUAGUCUCUCUGAUACAUUCUCAGAUCUGGUCACGCUGUUUUGUUGGAAGAUGUCACAAAGACCGGCAUCACAAUCUCAUCCUUUGGGAUACGGUAAAUUCGAAACUAUGGGCGGUUUGGGUGUUUCGGUCGUCUUGGUUGCAGGUGCGUUUGCGAUCGGAAUGCAUAGUUAUGGUCUCUUGCUUGAUGUUUUGCAACCUCAUUUGCAUCAAAUGCCAUCUGGUUUGCAAGCAUUUGGACAUCUAACUGAAACGGAAAACCUUUUAGAUCCGAAUGCGAUGUGGUUUGCAUUGAUUAGUGUUUUGGUAAAAGAAUGGUUAUAUCAUGCAACACUCAAGAUCGCACGUGAAGAAAAGAGUAGCGUUUUAGAAGCCAAUGCAAUUCAUCAUCGAUCUGAUUCACUUUCUUCUGGUGUUACAUUUUUGGCAAUUGGUGGAUCAUAUAUGGGAUUCCCAGUUUUGGAUCCUUUGGGAGGUUUAUUAGUUGCCGGAUUGAUUGGUAAACAAGGUAUCGAAUUACUCAUCAACGCUUUGGCUGAUUUAUCUGAUCGCGGAGUACAACCUGAAGUUUUGGAUGACUUUGAACGUGCUUUACAAGGAAUUGUGGACGGAACAGAAGAGCUAGAAGGGCCAGCAGCGGCAGCAGGAAGAAGGACGGGUGUGGCUAACCAUGCAACGUCGUCGGAAACAGAAGGAAAUGAUGCAAGAUUGCUCGGUUGGAAAGAUUUACGUGCCGUUCGAAGUGGAGUGAGCACGUUUGUUGAUGUUACUUUGAUCAUGCGUGAAGAUGUUCAACUUAAACAAGCAAGAAUUGUUGAACAAAAAGUACGUGAAAAGCUCAUUUCGGCCGUUAAAGGAGUUAAAGAAGUUCGUAUUCAUCUUGACACGCAACAUGAGAAUUGA
Meira miltonrushii is the source of this 1221-nucleotide messenger RNA. RefSeq lists its product as uncharacterized. Gene Ontology annotation, biological process: monoatomic cation transport; transmembrane transport. NCBI's taxonomy places the organism in Eukaryota, Fungi, Basidiomycota, Exobasidiomycetes, Exobasidiales, Brachybasidiaceae. Gene Ontology annotation, cellular component: membrane. The transcript has 2 exons. Gene Ontology annotation, molecular function: monoatomic cation transmembrane transporter activity. The record is from RefSeq and is a predicted model, not a curated record. The coding region runs from base 1 to 1221 and encodes 406 amino acids.